Molecule: messenger RNA, 7410 nt
Organism: Rhea pennata
Lineage: Eukaryota; Metazoa; Chordata; Aves; Rheiformes; Rheidae
Gene: SLC6A6
Product: solute carrier family 6 member 6
Exons: 16
Coding region: 249-2177 (642 amino acids)
Biological process (GO): sodium ion transmembrane transport; taurine transmembrane transport; neurotransmitter transport
Cellular component (GO): plasma membrane
Molecular function (GO): gamma-aminobutyric acid:sodium:chloride symporter activity; taurine:sodium symporter activity
Source: RefSeq, a predicted model, not a curated record
AGGCCGUGCCGGUGUUUUUCCACUCAGCAGGAUGGGUGAUGCUCAAAGCUCCCUCAUUAGACAACAGACACGAGAGGUCAGGAAGAAAGCGCUUAUAAAUUACCGUUUCCUCCCGCUCGGCGCUGCUAGUCGCGCCGCACCGCUCCGCCGGACGCGCGGCACGGGCGCAGGGCGCGCAGGCACCGCGGGCAGCGGACGCAGGAAGAGAAAAACCAUUCAGAAGAGACUCUUCUUCAUUGCCUCAUCCUAUGGAGGAAUCACCACUGCCCAUCUACAUUGAGGAGGGGACAGAAGUCCCGACUGAAAGCAGAAAUAUGGCAACAAAGGAAAAGCUGCAGUGCUUGAAAGACUUCCACAAGGACAUCCUCAAACCUUCCCCCGGCAAGAGCCCGGGGACUCGGCCUGAGGACGAGGCAGAAGGAAAGCCGCCCCAGCGGGAGAAGUGGGCGAGUAAGAUUGACUUUCUGCUCUCCGUGGCUGGUGGAUUUAUUGGGUUAGGCAAUGUCUGGCGGUUCCCGUAUCUCUGCUACAAAAAUGGCGGAGGUGCAUUUCUUAUACCUUAUUUCAUUUUCCUGUUUGGGGGAGGUCUUCCCGUGUUUUUCCUGGAGGUGGUGCUAGGACAGUAUACCUCCGAAGGUGGAAUCACAUGCUGGGAAAAGAUCUGCCCUAUUUUCACUGGAAUUGGUUAUGCUUCCAUAGUGAUUGUGUCCCUUCUGAAUGUGUACUACAUCGUCAUCCUGGCUUGGGGACUCUACUACCUGUUCCAGUCGUUCCAGAGCGUCCUGCCGUGGGCACACUGUCACCAGAAGUGGAACACGCCAACUUGUGUGGAAGACACUCUCAGGAAAAAUAAAACACUCUGGAUAUCACUGAAUGCCACUAACUUCACUUCUCCUGUCACAGAGUUUUGGGAGCGCAAUGUACUGAGCUUGUCCUCAGGAAUUGAAGAUAUUGGUAUUAUCAAGUGGGAUCUAGCAUUGUGUCUCCUCCUUGUCUGGGUGAUAUGUUUCUUCUGCAUUUGGAAAGGAGUCAAAUCGACUGGGAAAGUAGUGUACAUCACUGCCACAUUCCCAUUCAUCAUGCUCCUUGUUCUGCUAAUCCGCGGAGUGACCCUGCCUGGAGCUGCAGAAGGCAUCAAGUUUUAUCUUUAUCCUGAUAUCUCACGGUUAGCUGAUCCACAGGUCUGGAUAGAUGCAGGGACACAAAUCUUCUUCUCAUAUGCAAUCUGCUUAGGAGCAAUGACUUCCCUGGGGAGCUACAACAAGUACAAAUACAACUGCUAUAGGGACUGUUUGCUGCUGGGAUGCCUGAACAGUGGUACCAGUUUUGUGUCUGGCUUCGCAAUUUUUUCCGUCCUGGGCUUCAUGGCACAAGAGCAAGGGGUGAACAUUGCUGAUGUGGCAGAGUCAGGUCCAGGCCUGGCCUUCAUUGCCUACCCAAAAGCCGUGUCCAUGAUGCCGCUGCCCACCUUUUGGGCAAUCCUUUUUUUUAUUAUGCUUCUGUUGCUUGGACUGGAUAGCCAGUUUGUUGAAGUUGAAGGACAGAUCACGUCAUUAGUUGAUCUGCACCCAUCCUUCCUAAGGAAGGGUUACCGACGGGAAAUCUUCAUCGCUAUAGUGUGUUUCCUUAGCUAUCUUCUGGGACUAACUAUGGUGACUGAGGGUGGCAUGUAUGUUUUUCAACUCUUUGACUACUAUGCAGCUAGUGGUGUAUGCCUUUUGUGGGUUGCAUUCUUUGAAUGUAUUGCUGUAGCCUGGGUUUAUGGCGCUGAUAAUAUUUAUGAUGCCAUUGAGGAUAUGAUUGGAUACAGACCUGGUCCUUGGAUGAAGUGGAGCUGGAUCGUGAUCACACCAGUUCUCUGUGUGGGGUGCUUUAUCUUUUCUUUGGCCAAGUACAAACCACUGACCUACAACAAGGUCUACACAUACCCAGACUGGGCAAUCGGCCUGGGCUGGGUUCUUGCCCUUUCCUCCAUGAUCUGCAUCCCUAUGGUGAUGGUCAUCCGCAUCAUACAGUCAGAUGGGUCACUCAUUGAGAGGAUAAAAGCGGUGGCUGCCCCUAAGGAAGUGAAUCGGUGGUCCAAAGAAACGGAGAGCGGCACCCCCUUCUGCCCCAACGGGACGUCGAAUGGCGGAUUGAUCAAGCCAACUCAUAUCAUUGUGGAAACCAUGAUGUGAGCUCUCUCUGUGAGAGGAUAAACCUGCUUUAACUGCCGUUUACUAACCAUAGAUUCUCAUAGGACCAGGUUUACAGAGCUUUAUAUUUGCACUAGGAUUUAUUUUUAUUUCUCACAGAGAAAGUUAUUUUUUGUGUGUGGUUUUUUUUUAAUAUUUUGUAAGGUAAUCACAGCAGAUGUCUCUCUGUAGAGGGAGAGCUUUCAUAUCAGACUAGACAUAUUACAGGAAUUUACUAUUAUUGGUUUUUUUUAAAAAUAUAUAUAUCUUUAUCUCUAAAUAUUAUAAACCUUACCACUUGAAUUGAUUGUCUUGCCAGCAAUAUAUUCAAGUCUCAGAAAGCAAUUUUAGGUGCUGGUAUGGUUGGGAGCAGGGUAACCUACAGAACACACAGAAGGAGCUCUGUUGAGAGAUUGAGAAAAAAGACACUGUUUCAAGAGAAUUUUCAAAGGUGUAGUAUUUCCACUCUCUGGUUCAACUGUGGUAAACGACAGGCUUCAGGGUCCCAUCAGGAAAAAGGGUACCGUAAUAUUUUGCGUAGUCCCUAAAUAAAGAUACAGCUGGAGCAGCUGAGCAGAUUGAGGAGGCGGAGGAUUUGGGUGUGGAAAGGCUUGUAGCUGUCCCAUCUGAGCAUGGCAUUGGGACCCCAUCACCCACACGAUAGGAGUUUAGGAAGAGGUUUGCCAGAUUUGGCAUGGUUCACUCUCUUUUUUAUUUUUUACUUAGAUGAAAUGCCUGCUAUUUUUGCGUGAGUAAGGAGGUUGAGGAGCUGCUCCUUAAUUUCACAGCGCAGCGUACUUUAGCUGAGGUAUCGCUGUUGUAAACUUGAAUUCUGCAAAAUGAGACUAGCAGGCUGUCCCUGAAACAGCGGGGUCAAGUGCUGUUGAAAAGCAGCACCUGUGUUCUUGGUGCUUCAAACAUUUGCUUGGUCUUUGGGUUGCUUGUUAACUAUUGGACUUCGGUUUCAAGCGAAAAAAAAAAAAGAAGGAAAAAAAUCCCUUAUGGACUCUGACCGUCCAAAGGUGAACACGAACCACAUCAUCUCCAACAGUAAGAGCAAAACCACUCACCUACGCCCACAGUAAUUCAUAUUUAUAAUAGACACAUUGUUAAUAAUAGUAAUGAAGAUAAUAAUAUCACUCAGCAAACAGGUGCUUUUCAGCUGUGUAUCUCAAAAAUACUUUACCAAGUGUGGUAACCAGGAUUUGCUUUAUUUAUUUAUUUUGGGGGUUUGGUUGGGGAAACAGAUAAGGACUAAGGACCUUGUCCCAUGUUACUAAAAAGUAGCAGUGGACCUGGACACAGAUUGUCCAGUCUCCUCACUUGUCUUAGGUUAGACUGUAAUUAUUUUGGGUUUGGGGUGGGGAGUAACAUACUUAUGAGGCCUAUGAAUCUAACUGUGGAAGAAGUAGGGCUUAAAGGAUUUUAAGUUAAAGCAAAGGAAACAUGUGACAUAUUGAAAGAUUUUGUACUGGGUCACAAGGAAUAGCAUACCAUUCCAGGUUAGACUAAGGAAUAAAGAGGAAUCACUACGAGGACUGUAGACGUGGACGUGCAGCAGCUGAAGUGAGCAGAUAAUGAGGUAAUGCCAUGGAGAACUGCUCCCUGAAGACUGUCCAAAGGCUGGACAACCUCCCGCCCCUUUUAUUUGUUUUGCUUUUUGUUUUUGUUUUUUUUUAACUUGAGCAAGUUGUGCUGGGAACAGGCUCUCUGGAGAAACUCCGCCUUUUCUUGUGGGCACGGUAUUCAACGGAGAAUUGUUUUUCUUCUAAUGAUACCACAAUUAGGCCAGCCAAAGGUAUCUAGAGGAAAUGCUUGAUAAAAAUAGAGUUUGUAUCUGGUUAUGCUACUGUCAGUUUAGGCUGUCAGGGCAGGUUUUGUCAUUUAAACAGGAACAUAGCCAGUUCUUAACAUUCCUACAUGGUAGUUUUAUUUUUCUUUAAUGUCCCAUGGACUAACUGGCCACAGCAGCACAAAUACUUGUUGAUUAACUUGUUGGUAUUACUGUAAAAGAGAAGGGGUGAUAUAAAACUAAAAGAGAUGGACCAAAAACAAAGAAAAGAAAACCCCAAAAGUUAUACUUUUUUUUUCCAAUUUUUUUCUAAUUUGAAUUUAUUUAUGUUUUUGCAUCGGAUGGCUGAAUUGCAGAGACAAAUUAGCCACUGCAGUGUUGCUUUUGUUUUCUUCUCUGGUGACUGUAUUAUAAGAGUUAUAAAUUAAACUUUUCCACAGGUGGAGAUGGCAAAUACCACAUUUUACCUGCUGGGCCAGCGACAAUAGCCAUCCCAAAGCCUUGAGAAUCUCACUGGAGAAAUUUUGCUUUUUUUUUUUUUUUUUUAAUAAAUCUUUUACCAUCAAAGCCACAGAAGUGGAAUGAAAGAUAACUCUCGUAGUGGGCUUUGACUUGGACUCUUGUUCUGGGGUUACAAUUAGUGCCUGCGUAAACAGGCACACGUCCCUGGUUAAGAUGGGAGUAACAGCUUAGGCAUCUAAAUUAAUGGUUUGAGGAGUGCAGAUGAAACACUGAUGCUUGAUUUUUUUUGUUUGUUUGUUUUUGAUACAUUGUCAUAUAACUGCUUUUGAGAUUUGUUUGCACAUUAGUUUCAUGCUAUGUAGCUGAGACAAACUUUAGUUAGUUAGGAGGGGGGGAAAAUGGUUUGGCUUCAUGAAAAAUGUCUCUGGUGAGUCAGCUGGAUAUUGAGCCAUCUCCCACCUUGCGGAGAAUGUCUUUGCUUUAGGAACCAGAGGGUUAAUACUACACCUUUAAAAGUACAACUAAUAGAGAACCAGAACCCAGCCCCAGUUUGGUAUAAACUGUGCCAUUCAAAUCAGUUGCUUCCAUGUACCAAGUGAAAACGUCUUGCACAUAUGCAACAACCUCACUGAAGCGUUCGCUGCGUAACUUCUCUAGCCCCGCUGUGCUCUUUAGCAUGGCUGCAAGGCAGGGCUGGGAUCCAUGAAGAGCGAAUAGAACAUUGUUUUGGGAAAAUAGUGCCCCUCUCCCCUUUUCCUUCCCCUAAAAAAAAAAAAAAAAAAAAAAAGAGAGAUUCUUUUUGUUAUCACUGGGUUUUGAGUUCCAAUGAGCACAUUCACUUUUUUUACAGUUUUGGUUUUUCUAACACUUAUUUUUUGGAUUUCUGAAUUUUUUUCUUGGUUAUAAAUUUGCAUUUCAAUAUGGUCCACUGCCAAAUUCAUUAAAAAAUAUUUUUUAAAAAUGUCUGUAUUUUCUACCUAUUUAUGAUUGCAAAUACAACUAAUUUUUUUCCUAAUUUACUUGUUUAAACUAUUGUGACCUAUUUUACCUCUUUUAUGUAAAUGAGGAACUCUAUAUUAAAAAUAUCACAACUAGUCAUAGAUGAACUGCAUUGGAGCCAGGAAAAAUUAGUUUAGCUUUUGGCAUGAAAUCUUUAAACCAAAUCAUUGAGUUUAAAACUAGCGUACAGCAAAACACACUUUUUCAUAUUUCAUGCAGCUUUGUAUUCACAGAGUCUUCUGCAGCUGGAAAUGACAGGUUUUCAGCAGUAUUUAUUUCUAGUUGAACUGAAAUCAGGAGUUAUUAGAAAGGUAAAGUGGAAAAUUUAUCCCACAGCAUUCUCAGACCUAUUCUUUAUCUUUCUCAACUUUCCAAGCUUUUUUCAGUUCAUCUAUCACUAGUUAUGGUCUCACUGAAUGGGCAUCUAUUGUAAGGGACUUUACCAGUAGUCUGUAUUUUGGUAUUUGAACAGUAUGAUUUCAUAAAUAGAACUGUUUCUUAUUGUUGCUGUUGUUAUUGUUCUCAUUUUCCUCUUUAUCUGUAGUUUUCCUUUUCAUCUGGUCCAAAACAGACCCGCACACUUAAAAAGUCCUUUUUAAAGUGUGAGAUGCUAGGUCCACAAUGGAUUUGUUCUUGUGUUAGAGAUGAAAAUAUAAAAGCCAAGCGGCUGUUUAUUUCCAUCCAAAGCAAUGCCAGUGUUGGGCCUGCAGUAGCAAGGCAGCUCGUGGAGCGGAGCUAGCAGCUAGAAAGGAUCGGCUGGAAGAGGAGGUGGAGCAGCAAAACGGACUUUUUUUUUUUCCCCCCCACUGCUCUUGGGGAAAGGAGAAAGAAAUUCAGAGUCUUCUGCUCCUUGCACCACGCAAACCCAUCAGCAGAGCCUUUUUUGUCAUCAUCAAGACAGCACCUGUGGCAGCUAGCUGAAGUACCAGCUCAUGCUCAGGCUGAUGGGCAUCUUCCUCUCUCAACUGCAGAUCCUGCUGCUUCCUUGUUUCUAUUGUGAUGUUAGACAACUCCAGUAGAUCUGCCAACAUGUGGACAUUCCCAUUUGCUAGGCCUUUUACUGGUCUCCUCCCAGUCUGCUUUUCUUUGCUAAGGAGACUUUUACAGUUUUGGUGAGGUCAUGCUUGUCACACUUGGGUUCAAAGCUCCUGCCUGCUGUUACCAACGGCAAAGGUCCACCAGCGGGAGAAGGAUUUGAACAUUUUUGAAUAACUGAUUCUUAGCUUCCGCGUCUUGUGGUCGCUGCAGGAUCACAGGUGGAGGUGUGGUGUAUAUAAAAAAAGAAGUGUUAAAUAAGCUGUGUAUUGAAUGGAGUGGCCAAGUUAGCUAAGCAGUUCAAGUACACUUGGAAGAAAGAUGACCCUGACAUCAAAUCCAGGAGAGUCAAUGCAAGUUGCUCACUUUCAGUAAAAUGUAAAUCUGUGCUUAAGUAGAAUAUUAUGAUGUGAAGUCUUCCACCCACCCACAAGUGGGGACAUCAUUGCUUCUGUUCCUAGGCUGCAGAUUAUGCCUUUAGGUUUUGCAGACCUAGCCAGCAUAUGGCUUGAGAAAGUUCAGGCACUUCUCGCCUGCAAAGAGCCUACCUGCUGGGGAGUCUAAACUGCCUCUUCUAAACUGGCCAUGCAGGGAAGGAGACGUAAUGACACGAGCUGGGACUGCAGCUGCACUGAAGGAGCCAGGCUCGAGGUUGGACUUGAGGCUACUUCAGGCUCCUGGUAGCCACUGAGCACCCUUGGGUGCUUGGAGAGCUCAAAGUGGGCUCCGGUGGCUGUCCUAGGCUUGCUUCCUCCAAGAUCGGCACCCACAAUAUAGGUUGACUGGAAGAGUUGCUCAAGGAAGACUCCCACCAUAGCUGAAGCUGGGCCUAACUAGACUUUUUUGCCACUGCCACCUCUUUCCCACCACCGGCUCAUUGCACUUUCCAUCCAUUCCCAAAAUAAAUCUGUUCAUGGCCAAUACUCUCUUGUGUUUAAAAAAGAAAAA